This is a messenger RNA of Lynx canadensis (Canada lynx), 6040 nucleotides long. It is a transcript of the gene MYO6, whose product is annotated as myosin VI. Gene Ontology annotation, biological process: inner ear morphogenesis; actin filament organization; vesicle transport along actin filament. The coding region runs from base 226 to 4116 and encodes 1296 amino acids. NCBI's taxonomy places the organism in Eukaryota, Metazoa, Chordata, Mammalia, Carnivora, Felidae. Gene Ontology annotation, cellular component: ruffle; cytoplasm; myosin complex. The transcript has 36 exons. The record is from RefSeq and is a predicted model, not a curated record. Gene Ontology annotation, molecular function: microfilament motor activity; ATP binding; actin filament binding.
GGGCGGAGACGGACCCGGGAUCUGUCCGAGCAGGAAGCGAGCCGGAGCCCGGUCGCCGCCGCCGCCCUGUCGCCGCCACCGCGACUCUGAGCUCGUUCACGUCGUCGGCCUUUUCGCUCAACUUCAUCACCUCCCACCCCGCCCUUCACCUCACCGGCCACAGGUAGCCUCGCCGCCGCGCACCUGCCUUCGCGUCCGCACCGAAAAUAGAUACUCCCUUCAAAAAUGGAGGAUGGAAAGCCCGUUUGGGCGCCACACCCUACAGAUGGAUUUCAAAUGGGCAAUAUUGUAGAUAUUGGCCCUGACAGCUUAACCAUUGAACCCUUGAACCAAAAAGGCAAGACAUUUUUGGCUCUCAUAAACCAAGUGUUCCCUGCAGAAGAAGACAGCAAAAAAGAUGUGGAAGAUAAUUGUUCACUAAUGUAUUUAAAUGAAGCCACUCUUCUUCAUAAUAUCAAAGUUCGAUACAGUAAAGACAGAAUUUAUACAUAUGUCGCCAACAUUCUGAUUGCAGUGAACCCAUACUUUGACAUACCUAAAAUAUAUUCUUCAGAAACAAUAAAGUCGUAUCAAGGAAAAUCUCUUGGAACAAUGCCACCUCAUGUCUUUGCAAUUGCUGAUAAGGCUUUUAGAGACAUGAAAGUGCUCAAGAUGAGUCAGUCUAUCAUCGUAUCUGGAGAAUCAGGAGCUGGCAAAACAGAAAAUACAAAAUUUGUUUUAAGAUACCUGACUGAAUCCUAUGGAACAGGUCAAGAUAUUGAUGAUAGAAUUGUUGAAGCUAACCCACUCUUAGAAGCCUUUGGAAAUGCAAAGACUGUUCGCAACAAUAAUAGCAGUAGAUUUGGAAAAUUUGUAGAAAUACAUUUCAAUGAAAAGAGUUCAGUUGUUGGAGGAUUUGUUUCACAUUACCUUCUAGAGAAAUCUAGGAUCUGUGUUCAAGGCAAAGAGGAAAGGAAUUAUCAUAUCUUUUAUAGGUUGUGCGCUGGUGCUUCUGAAGAUAUUAGGGAAAAACUUCAUUUGAACUCCCCAGAUAAUUUUCGGUAUUUAAACCGAGGCUGCACUAGAUACUUUGCUAACAAAGAAACUGACAAACAGAUUUUACAGAACCGAAAAAGUCCUGAGUAUCUUAAGGCAGGUUCCUUGAAAGAUCCUCUGUUAGAUGACCAUGGAGAUUUUAUUAGAAUGUGCACAGCUAUGAAAAAGAUUGGUUUGGAUGACGAAGAAAAGCUUGAUCUGUUCCGGGUAGUAGCUGGUGUCCUGCACCUUGGAAAUAUUGAUUUUGAGGAAGCUGGCAGCACCUCAGGUGGUUGUAAUCUGAAGAAUAAAUCUAAUCAGGCAUUGGAAUAUUGUGCUGAAUUACUGGGUUUAGAUCAAGAUGAUCUUCGUGUAAGUUUAACUACAAGAGUCAUGCUAACAACAGCAGGGGGCACCAAAGGAACAGUCAUAAAGGUACCCUUGAAAGUGGAGCAAGCAAACAAUGCCCGCGAUGCCUUGGCAAAGACUGUCUAUAGCCAUCUUUUUGAUCAUGUGGUCAACAGAGUAAAUCAGUGUUUUCCUUUUGAAACAUCAUCUUAUUUUAUUGGAGUCCUAGAUAUUGCUGGUUUUGAGUACUUUGAACAUAACAGUUUUGAACAAUUUUGCAUCAACUACUGCAAUGAAAAGCUUCAACAGUUUUUUAAUGAAAGGAUUCUGAAGGAGGAACAAGAACUCUAUCAAAAAGAAGGUUUAGGUGUUAAUGAAGUGCAUUAUGUGGAUAAUCAGGACUGUAUAGAUUUAAUUGAAUCAAAAUUAGUGGGGAUACUGGAUAUUUUAGAUGAAGAAAAUCGCCUUCCCCAGCCAAGUGAUCAACACUUUACAUCUGCAGUUCACCAGAAACACAAAGAACAUUUCCGACUCACUAUACCCAGAAAAUCUAAGCUGGCAGUCCAUAGGAACAUCAGAGAUGAUGAAGGCUUCAUUAUCAGGCAUUUUGCAGGGGCAGUGUGCUAUGAAACAACCCAGUUUGUGGAAAAAAAUAAUGAUGCUUUACAUAUGUCUCUUGAAUCCUUAAUAUGUGAAUCCAGGGAUAAAUUUAUACGAGAAUUAUUUGAAUCAUCUACAAACAACAACAAAGAUACUAAACAAAAAGCAGGAAAACUUAGCUUCAUCAGUGUGGGAAACAAGUUUAAGACACAGUUAAAUCUGCUUCUGGAUAAACUUCGAAGUACUGGUGCAAGCUUUAUUCGUUGUAUCAAACCUAAUUUAAAGAUGACAAGCCACCACUUUGAAGGUGCCCAGAUUUUGUCUCAACUUCAAUGUUCAGGUAUGGUGUCUGUUUUGGACUUAAUGCAGGGUGGUUUCCCAUCACGAGCUUCCUUUCAUGAACUCUACAACAUGUAUAAAAAGUAUAUGCCAGAUAAACUUGCAAGAUUAGAUCCAAGACUGUUUUGCAAGGCUCUUUUUAAAGCUUUGGGCUUGAAUGAAAUUGACUACAAGUUUGGGUUAACAAAAGUAUUUUUUAGGCCUGGCAAGUUUGCAGAAUUUGAUCAGAUUAUGAAGUCUGACCCUGACCAUUUAGCAGAACUGGUUAAAAGAGUCAAUCACUGGCUUGUCUGCAGUCGCUGGAAGAAAGUUCAGUGGUGCUCCCUCUCAGUCAUCAAACUGAAAAACAAAAUAAAAUAUCGAGCUGAAGCCUGCAUUAAAAUGCAAAAAACUAUUAGAAUGUGGCUUUGCAAAAGGAGACACAAACCUCGCAUCGAUGGACUGGUUAAGGUCGGCACACUGAAAAAACGACUCGAUAAAUUUAAUGAAGUAGUAAAUGCAUUGAAAGAUGGAAAACCAGAGGUGAAUAAACAGGUCAAGGACCUUGAAAUUUCUAUUGAUGCUUUAAUGGCCAAAAUUAAGUCCACUAUGAUGACAAGGGAACAAAUACAGAGAGAAUAUGAUGCACUAGUUAAAAGCUCAGAGGAACUCCUCAGCGCAUUACAGAAAAAAAAACAGCAGGAAGAGGAAGCAGAACGGCUGAGGCGUAUUCAAGAAGAAAUGGAAAAAGAAAGAAAAAGACGUGAGGAAGAUGAACAACGUCGAAGAAAGGAAGAGGAGGAAAGGCGGAUGAAACUUGAGAUGGAAGCAAAGAGAAAACAAGAAGAAGAAGAGAGAAAGAAAAGGGAAGAUGAUGAAAAACGUAUUCAGGCUGAAGUGGAGGAGCAGCUGGCCCGACAGCGGGAAGAGGAAUCUCAGCAGCAGGCGGUUCUGGAGCAGGAGCGCCGCGACCGGGAGCUGGCCCUGAGGAUCGCCCAGAGCGAAGCUGAGCUCAUCAGCGACGAGGCCCAGGCUGACCUGGUGCUCCGGAGGUUGGAUUCCUAUCCAGUAACUUCUAAAAGCAGUGGAGCAAGACCCAAAAUGACACCGGAACAGAUGGCGAAAGAAAUGUCAGAAUAUCUGAAUAGAGGUCCUGCUGUACAAGCCACCAAGGCAGCUGCUGGUACCAAGAAAUACGAUCUCAGUAAAUGGAAAUAUGCAGAACUACGUGAUACCAUCAAUACUUCUUGUGAUAUUGAGCUCCUGGCAGCUUGCAGAGAAGAAUUUCACAGAAGACUAAAAGUGUAUCAUGCUUGGAAAUCCAAGAAUAAGAAGAGAAACACUGAAACAGAGCAACGUGCUCCAAAGUCUGUUACUGAUUAUGAUUUUGCACCAUUUUUGAACAAUUCACCUCAGCAGAACCCAGCGUCUCAGCUUCCUGCCAGGCAGCAGGAGAUCGAAAUGAACCGACAGCAGCGCUUCUUCCGCAUCCCAUUCAUCCGCCCUGCCGACCAGUACAAAGACCCGCAGAAUAAGAAAAAAGGCUGGUGGUACGCGCACUUUGAUGGCCCGUGGAUUGCCCGGCAGAUGGAACUCCAUCCUGACAAGCCGCCCAUCCUGCUUGUGGCUGGUGUGUGGAAGGAUGACAUGGAGAUGUGUGAGCUGAAUCUUGAAGAGACAGGCCUGACUCGAAAGCGUGGUGCUGAGAUUUUGCCAAGACAGUUUGAAGAAAUUUGGGAACGCUGCGGAGGUAUCCAGUACCUCCAGAAUGCAAUUGAGAGCAAACAGGCGAGGCCCACGUAUGCGACGGCCAUGCUGCAGAACCUGUUAAAGUAGAUGGUGCACCUGACCUGACAUCUGGGAGCCAGGCUGGGGCACUAAGUAGGGUGUGUGCCCCCCAAGAUUUGACCUUUCUGUGACCAUGUUAGAACUGCUGAUACAAAGUGAACAGAUUUUAUUAAUCAUGGCUUUUUGUUAAUUUAAGGUAAAUUAUGGUAGUGAACUUGGGACCUAAAAAUUGUUUUCGUGUAUCCAACUGUAACUGUUAAACCUCUCCUCCUUCUAAUACUGGUUAACACUUGGACAGAUUCUGACAUUUCUCAUUCUUUGCCAACAGACUACCUGAAGUCCAUUGUAAUUGUUCUCUAGGAAAGGAAAUGUUUUAAAAACUCAAAAUACUGACUUUGCAAGGAUGGCACAGAACCAUAUAACUGGAAUAAUGAAACCUUAGGUUAAAUUUUCUUGUGAAAAUUAAGGCACUUAAUCAAGGCACUGAUGCUUUGAUCUGGAAUGCUGUGUACUUUUUUAAUUCACUUUUUCAGAAAUUGAUGGAUAUUUCCAUUGAAAGUGGAAAAUUUUUUUUCCUCCUCCUUUGUGGUGUGACUUAGUUUGAGUAAAGCAAUUCACCUGAACUUCUAGAAUUCUAGAAAAGAGCCUGAAUGUAUUUGAUGUACUCUGCGAUAAAGAAGGUACUCACAGAUUUAUUUUUCUUUUCUAUCAUGUUUUGUUGCUAUGUAAGAAUAUUUUCUUACAGUCCGUGGACAAAUAAAGGAAAUUCAGGCCAUUUCAGUGCUUAAAAGUUUUGAGAUAACUUGUUUCAUUUAGAAAAGGAAAUAGGUUUUCGGUGGCAAUGUGGCUUAACUGGACUGAAUUCAAAUUAUUCUUUCAACUUCAUCUCAGUUGCAAUUUUUGUAUCAGAAUCUUGUCCAAGUUGUUUCGUAUGAUUUAAGCUAGUGUUCUGUUUCAAAAUAUCUUUGUUUUUGAAAAUGUCUAGUGUCUUUUUUGGCCUUGAGAUUUUGGUAAUUAUAGAACUGUUUUGUAAGCUUUGUAAUUCAAAAGCCCAGUACUUGGUAAUUGCUUAUUUCAUGUAACUGACGAUUUAAUUUUUUUCUUUGUGUGUUAGUUUUGAUCAAAUGUCAGCAGUUUUCAAAUUUAAUAUUUAUGACAUUAUAUUAGGAAUUUGGAGACAAAAAUACAUCAUGGAGUUAUGCUGAUAUAAUGAUAGUCGUGUUUGUAUUUUAGAAUAAAAUUAGAAAAAUAAAAUUAUUCUCUGUACUUUUCCCCCUGAUUUUUAAAGACCCUAGCCUUUGAAAUGAUUUCCAGUGAUUGUUUUUUCUAGAAAGAGUACCUCAGCCAGGAAGAUCUUUCCCAGCUGAUUAGAUUAAUGCUUGUGAGAGCCACACACUUUUUUCUGAAUUGUUUCUCUCAUAAGAUGUGUCUUAGUACAGAAAUAUUUAUUUAUUAUGAUACUGUGCAAAUGAUUGUCUCCUGUUAAAGAAAUUAAAUUGUCCUAUCUGUGCUAUUGGGAAUGUGAAUAGGAUUAUCUUUUGAAGGCUGUAUUACUGUGGAGAUUCACCCACCCUCGGGUCAUUUGGCCCCUGUGAUUGGUGCAGAAGGUCUGGUUACUGAAAAUAAACGACCUGUUCUCUCUCUUCUCAUCACUUGCCUUUAAUUGGUGUUUUUAUUUGUGUAGGAUAGUGAAUGAUGAGCUUAACUAGUAGCAAAUAAAGUCCUUGAAGAAAAUUUAAUAACCAAAUUGACUUUUAAUGACUUAUCCCUUUAGUACUGUUUUCAGAAGGAGUUUUAUGUAUCUCCUAGAUACAUUUAAGUACUAGAUGGAAAACCCAUCAAACAGGUUAAAAUUACUGUAAUGAGAGAACUUAAUGUUUGAAGAAUUUGUAAGACACUUAUCACAGCAAAGCAUUGUUGUAAGUCUUUCAUUUUUUAUUUUAAUAGCUAAUAAAAUUACAGUUUUAAGCUA